AUGAGGUUCCUCAUCCAAAACAUCCGAGGCUGGGGGACGCCGGGACGGCGGACUCAGCUGAAGGACAUCUUCAAGACGGAGCAAGUCGAUAUCAUUGGCUUACAAGAGACCAUUAAACAGGAUUUCUCGGCACAAGAACUACGUUGGCUAAAGCACGGUGGCCAAUUCAACUGGAAUUGGGUGCCGGCGGCGGGGCACUCGGGUGGGCUCCUGCUAGGCUUCAGGGAUGAAUUCUUUGAGGUUGGGUUCUGGAGGAAGGGCUCCUUCUUUCUUAGCGCUGACAUAUUACAGAGGAAUAACAAUCUUAAAUGGCGCUUCAUGCUGGUGUACGGCCCAGCAGAUCACUCGCGGACGUCUGAGUUUCUGGGAGAGCUCGAGACGGAGGUUUCCAACUGCCUACUUCCUAUUGUGGUAGCAGGGGACUUCAACCUGGUCCGUCGAGCAGAGGAUAAGAGUAAUGGGGCGGUCAAUUGGCCACGGGUGCGCCGAUUUAAUGAUGUCCUUGCUAGCUUAUCCCUAAGGGAAAUUUGUCGGGCAGGGGCUCGCUUCACAUGGACGAAUAACCAGGCCUCUCCGAUCAGGUCGGUUCUGGACAGAGUCUUUGUCUCGCCAUCCUGGGAGGUGGUGUUCCCCCUUUCUUCCCUUGCGGCGGUCACAAGGAUCGGUUCCGACCACUGCCCUUUGAUCUUGGACAACGGGGAGAAAGGGACACAGAGGUCGAGUGUGGACCUUUGGCAGCACAUCGCCCGAGGGCUUAGGCAAUUCCUCAAAGGGUGGGGAGCGAAUCUAGGGAGGGAGCGUCGAGUGUUCCGCGAGGACUUGGUCAAACGGAUCCAGGGGUUAGAUGAGAUGGCAGAUGCUAAUGGUUUGGAUGAGGAGGGAUGGGCCCUCCGAUACAGUUUGGAGGAUCAGAUCAUUGUGUUGGACAGCCUCGAGGAGGAAUAUUGGAAACAGAGGAGCGGAGUGCAGUGGACGCUUAAGGGGGACGCGUGCACGGCAUUUUUCCAUGCCUUCGCCAACGGUAGACGCAGGAAGUGCAUGAUUCCCCGCCUGAUCACGGAAACCGUGGAGAUUUCCGUGCAACAGGACUUGGUAGACCACAUCUACGGGUUCUACCAGGGUCUCAUGGGCUCGGUGGGGGAGGAGAAAGUGUUCUCCUUGGGCCCGGACCUUUGGUCGGUGGAGGCGCAGGUCUCUCAAGGGGAGAACGAUGUACUUGCACUCACUUUUACGCCGGAAGAACUGGAUGCGGUGCUUGCCGAGAUGAAGCCGGACUCGGCGCCGGGCCCUGAUGGGCUACCGGUGGUGUUCUUUAAGAAGUUCUGGAAGAUUCUUAAAGGACCCAUUCUCAACAUCCUGAACGAUUUUGCUCUAGGGAGAGUAGACAUUGCACGCCUCAACUAUGGAAUCAUCUCCUUAAUUCCGAAGGUCAGAGGAAGGGACGCGAUUAGACAGUACAGGCCUAUUGCGCUCAUCAACACGGCGAUCAACGUCAACGGUGAGAUUGGCCAAUAUUUCCGCAAUGCUCGGGGGGUGCGGCAGGGGGACCCCCUAUCCCCCAUUCUCUUCGACUUCAUGGUUGAUGCCUUGGCGGCAAUCUUAACCAGGGCCAAGGAGAGCGGCCACAUCCAGGGGGUUGUGCCACACCUGAUUCCAAGGGGAGUCACGCAUCUCCAAUAUGCUGAUGAUACGUUGAUCAUGAUUGAGCCCUCCGACAUCGGGAUCGCAAACCUCAAGCUCCUUCUGCUCUGUUUCGAGAACAUGUCGGGGCUCAAGAUCAACUUCACCAAGAGUGAGGCGCUUGUCACAGGGGUGGACGACGCGGAGCGGCGUAGGAUCGCCGACUUGCUUAACUGCAACCUCGGGAGCCUUCCCAUGUCCUAUCUGGGUCUUCCGGUCUCGGAUAAGACCCUCUCGGUCGCUGACUGGUAUUUCCUGACGGAGAAAGUGGGCCAUAGGGUGGACCCAUGGCAGGGCCUCUUUCUGGCAUCUGCGGGGAGACUGGAGCUGACCAACUCGUGUCUGUCGAGUCUACCGAUGUUCGCUAUGGGGAUCUAUCUUCUCCACGAAGCGACACACGGGGAGAUGAAUAAGUCCAGAGCCCGCUUCUUUUGGGAAGGAGCUGGGAAUAAGAGGAAGUACCACAUGCUCGAUUGGGCGACGGUUUGCAAGCCGCGGGAGCUUGGAGGAUUGGGAAUCCUUAACACAAAAUUGAUGAAUAUUGCGCUGAUGUUGAAGUGGAUUUGGAAACUUUACCAGGGAGCAGAGGGUCUAUGGGCGGACCUGCUCAGAGCCAAAUACCUAAGGGGGAACGAUCUCUUCUCCCCGUUGGUGCCGACUAAGGGCUCCCAGUUUUGGAAUGCAAUACACAAAAUCAAAUGGUAUUUCAAACUGGGCGCGAGGCACAAGGUUGCGAACGGGAGACACACAUAUUUCUGGCUCGACUGGUGGACGGGGAAGGGUCCCUUGAGAGUGUUGUUUCCCCGCCUCUUUGAGUGUUGUGACAACCACUUUGCCACAGUUGCGGGGGUGCAGGAUGCCAAUGGGUGA
Lolium perenne is the source of this 2550-nucleotide messenger RNA. RefSeq lists its product as uncharacterized. Gene Ontology annotation, molecular function: catalytic activity. The record is from RefSeq and is a predicted model, not a curated record. Lineage: Eukaryota; Viridiplantae; Streptophyta; Magnoliopsida; Poales; Poaceae.